CUCUUUGCAUAUUACUCCACCCAAACAGUCAUGGACCCAGAAGCAAAUGACUCCACCACUCAUCCCAAAUCAAGAGGAAACUGGGUUACCUUCCCUUUUAUCACAGGGACUAUGAUUGGUUUAACACUUGCUGGUGUAGGAUAUUUAUCCAACAUUAUUGUUUAUUUGAUUGAAGAAUUUAAUUUCCAGAGCAUUUCUGCUGCUCAGCUUUCUAAUGUAGUUUCUGGUGGCAAUAAUGUAUUUCCUCUUGUCGGAGCUAUUCUUGCUGAUUCUUUCUUUGGCAAUUUCUCUGUUGUCACAAUCACUUCUUGUGUCUCUUUUCUGGGACUAGUUCUUCUGGUGUUAACAGCACUUCUUCAACCCUUGAGACCUCCACCAUGUCUACCAGCAUCAAGUCUCUGCAAAUCUCCGUCAUAUUUCCAAUACACAGUGCUCUACGGAUCUUUGAUUCUGACAUCAAUAGGAUUCGGAGGUUCACGAUACACAUUAGCAACAAUGGGAGCCAAUCAGUUCAACAAAUCGGAAGAUCAGACCACAUUUUUCAACUGGUUUUUCUUCACGCUCUAUUCCUCCUCUGUAAUCGGCGCAACCGCCAUUGUUUUCAUUCAAGAAGAUGUUAGUUGGGCAGUCGGAUUUGGUGUUUGUGUUGCUGCGAAUUUUAUUGGUUUGGUUGUUUUCCUCGUCGGAAAACGGUUUUAUAAGCGUGAUGAUAAACCGGAAGGAAGCCCAUUCACGGGAUUGGCGCGUGUGGUUUCUGCUACUGUGAAAAAGAGACAUGUGGAGUUAUCUUCCAGAUGUGAGGAUUAUUACUGUGAGAAGGAUGAGAAGGGACAUGAUAUUGCUGGUUCAUUGACGAAGAGCUUCAGGUGUUUAAACCGAGCAGCAAUAAAAACCGAAGGCGACGUAAAACCUGACGGAUCAAUUGCAAAACCAUGGAGAAUCUGCUCGGUACAACAAGUAGAAGAUUUCAAAACCCUGAUCAGAGUUUUUCCAAUAUGGUCAUCAAAUAUAUUAGUAGCAAUUCCAAUAGCGGUCCAAUUGAGCUUAACGGUACUUCAAGCCCUGGCCAUGGAUCGUCACUUCGGAAAACAUUUCCAAAUCCCUGCCGGUUCAAUCUCAGUCCUAGUUUUAAUCACGAAUUCCAUCACGGUCCCACUGAUUGAUCGGAUUUUUAAUCCGUGCUGGCGGCUUCUAACACGAAAAUACCCAACCCCAUUUCAAAUAGUAGGAGUGGGCCACGUGAUGAAUGUGGUAAGUAUGGUUGUUUCCGCUUUGGUCGAGUCUCGGAGACUAAAAUUAACGGACGGUCAAAUGCCGGUUACGUGGCUAUUUCCGCAACUAAUAUUAGUAGGAAUCGGAGAAGCGUUUCAUUUUCCAGGACAAGUUUCGUUAUAUUAUAAAGAAUUUCCGGUGUCAUUGCGUAGUACGGGAACGGCUAUAAUAUCUUUUAUUAUUGGGGUAUCAUUUUAUUUAAGCACAGGUUUGAUUGCUGUGGUUGAAAAGGUUACAAAUUGGUUGCCUGAUAAUAUAAAUGAGGGAAGAGUUGACAAUGUGUACUGCGUUAUGGCGGGAUUAGGAGUAAUUAAUUUUGUGUAUUAUUUAAUUUGUGCUCAUUUGUAUACUUAUCAGAAUGUUGAAAAGCCAAUUACUAAGGAGACUGCUUUAGUUUCUGAUAUGACAAGUGAAUAAAUUGAAAUAGAACAAGUAGCUCCUAGAAAUUAAAAUAAACACUCUUUUCUUGUCUUGUAA
Molecule: messenger RNA, 1749 nt
Organism: Mercurialis annua (annual mercury)
Lineage: Eukaryota; Viridiplantae; Streptophyta; Magnoliopsida; Malpighiales; Euphorbiaceae
Product: protein NRT1/ PTR FAMILY 2.7-like
Exons: 4
Coding region: 31-1689 (552 amino acids)
Biological process (GO): transmembrane transport; oligopeptide transport
Cellular component (GO): plasma membrane
Molecular function (GO): transmembrane transporter activity
Source: RefSeq, a predicted model, not a curated record